Molecule: messenger RNA, 1527 nt
Organism: Suillus clintonianus
Lineage: Eukaryota; Fungi; Basidiomycota; Agaricomycetes; Boletales; Suillaceae
Product: cytochrome P450
Exons: 11
Coding region: 1-1527 (508 amino acids)
Molecular function (GO): monooxygenase activity; oxidoreductase activity, acting on paired donors, with incorporation or reduction of molecular oxygen; heme binding
Source: RefSeq, a predicted model, not a curated record
AUGAUCUAUAUUCCUGCCAUCAUAUGUCUCUUUCUGGCCAUUUACCGAGUUCGACGCAAAGGUUCAUCCAAUCUCUCCCUUCCUCCUGGCCCCAAGGGCUUGCCGGUGCUAGGUAACCUGCUCGACCUCAACGGCAGUCAGCCAUGGGUUAGCUUCACUCAGUGGGCAUCGACACGCGGGAAUAUCAUCUACUGUAAGCUGUUCGGACGCCAAAUCAUUGUUCUGCAAUCGCAGGAAGUCGCCAAAGCACUGUUGGACCAUCGCUCUAGUAUUUAUUCUGACAGGCCACCGAUCUCUACCAUGAAGGCAAUUGGAUCUGAAUUUAAUAGUGCCCAGUUAAGGUAUUCCGAUGAAUGGAGAUUGCAUCGACGAAUUUUCCAUCAAUCAUUCCGUUCCGAGGCUGCAAAGGAUUACUUACCUAUUCAACUUCGCAAAGCUCGUCAGAUGUUGCAGGGCAUCAUAGAAACUCCUGAUCGCUACCAGCGCCACAUCGAACUUUUCGCCUCAUCUAUCAUAAUGUCUGCUGUAUACGAUUACGAGGCCCAGCGGAAUGACGACCCACUUUUACUUACCGCUGAAAAGGCGAUCAAGGUCUUUUUAGAGGUGGCAAGCCCCCAAACUUCAGCCAUUCUGGAGACAUUUCCGUUUCUGUUAAAACUGCCUUCUUGGUUCCCUGGAGCAAAUUUCAAAAGACUCGCUGUCCAAUCGCAAAAGAACGCUACCGCGAUGGUCGACAUCCCGUUCCGGUAUGCACGAGAACGUGUAAUGACCGCAACUUCGAAUCCGUGUAUGAUCUCGGAGUCAUAUAAGCGGAUAGAGACGCACGGUAAUGCGGAUGAAUUCGAGCUUGCAUUAAAGUCGUCUUCUGCUACAGCAUUCAUUGGUAUGCUGCAAUUCACUGCGUCAACGCUCACUGUCUUUGUUCUUGCUAUGAUGCUCUAUCCAGAUGUACAGAAACGUGCACAAACGGAGAUUGAGGCCGUUGGAGGCGCCGACUGGCUUCCUACCUUUGAAGAUCGAUCUUCGUUGCCGUAUGUAGAAGCAGUCUUACGUGAGACGCUUAGAUGGCAUCCUGUAUUCCCUCUUGGUUUGCCACAUUAUACUGCAGACAGCGACGUAUACAAUGAUCAUUACAUACCCAAAGGUGCAAUUGUUAUGGCAAAUAUCUGGGCCAUGUCACAAGACAAAGUUCGAUACCCGAAUCCUAAUGACUUCAAGCCGGAGAGGUUUUUCAUGGCUAAUGGACAACUGAACGACGACACUGUCGAAUUUCCUUUUGGCUUCGGGCGCCGAGUAUGUGUUGGGAGGUAUUUUGCCGAUGCUUCCUUGUGGAUUGCUAUGGUGUCUCUGCUAGCAACUUUCCGUUUUAUGAGACCAUUGGACAGUGAUGGCAAAGAAGUAGACCCUAUCUUUCAAUGGUCCACUGGAUUAAUUUCACACCCCGAAUCUCUCCCUUGCCGUGUCGUUCCCCGACACCGGGAUAUGACAGCAGACAAGCUCGCAGAUAUAAUCAACCUCAGCGCAUGA